Messenger RNA from Oncorhynchus nerka (sockeye salmon), 3468 nucleotides. RefSeq names its product prolyl 4-hydroxylase subunit alpha-1-like. The coding region runs from base 149 to 1786 and encodes 545 amino acids. The record is from RefSeq and is a predicted model, not a curated record. Gene Ontology annotation, cellular component: endoplasmic reticulum. The transcript is spliced from 15 exons. Gene Ontology annotation, biological process: peptidyl-proline hydroxylation to 4-hydroxy-L-proline. Gene Ontology annotation, molecular function: protein binding; iron ion binding; L-ascorbic acid binding. Lineage: Eukaryota; Metazoa; Chordata; Actinopteri; Salmoniformes; Salmonidae.
UUCAAAAAAAGAUUACUGGCAUGUUAACCUACCAGCUCACCGCAGGUCAGUACAAAUACGGAGGAUUUGGAGAAAACAGUGGUGGCAAUUGACGUGGGGAUUUAACCCCCUUCCGAACGCAGUGCUGGGCUGAAAAAGCAGUGCAAAGAUGGUGCCGAGGGGUGUCUGGUGUGUGUGGUUGACUUGUCUCUUCUACACAUCCUCCGCUGACAAAGAUUUCUUCACCUCCAUCGGUCAGAUGACAGAUCUGCUGUACACAGAAAAGGACCUGGUCACCUCUCUGAAGGAUUACAUCAGAGCAGAGGAGAGCAAGUUGGAGCAAGUCAAAACGUGGGCUCAGAAGCUGGACGUGUUGUCGGCCACGGCCACGCAGGACCCAGAGGGCUUCCUGGGCCACCCGGUCAACGCCUUCAAGCUGAUGAAGAGACUCAACACAGAGUGGGGAGAGCUGGAGAGCCUGGUUCUCAAGGACAUGUCUGAUGGGUUCAUUUCCAACCUGACCAUCCAGAGACAGCACUUCCCCAAUGAUGACGACCAGACGGGGGCGGCCAAGGCCCUGAUGAGGCUGCAGGACACCUACCGGCUGGACACGCAAACCAUCUCCACGGGAGAGCUGCCUGGAACCAAUACGGAUGUCACUAUGAGCCCGAUGACGGUGGAGGACUGCUUUGAGCUGGGGAAGAUCGCCUACUCUGAUGCAGACUACUACCACACGGAGCUGUGGAUGGAGCAGGCCCUGAAACAGCUGGACGGGGGAGAGGAGUCCACCGUGGACAUGGUGACCAUCCUGGAUUACCUCAGCUACUCUAUCUACCAGCAGGGGGAGCUAGAGAGGGCCCUGGACUACACCAAGAGACUGCUGAAAUUGGACUCUGCCCACCAGCGAGCCAAUGGCAACCUGAAGUACUUUGAGUACCAGCUGGCCAAGCAGAAGAAGGUGGAGGCAGAGGAGGGCCUGAAGGAGAAGGAGGAAAGAGAGCGGGAGAAGCGGGAGGUGUCUGAGAAGAAGGGCAGACCUGCAGACUACCUGCCUGAGAGGAGGAAGUACGAACAGCUGUGUCGCGGCGAGGGCAUCAAGAUGACCCCGCGGCGUCAGAGUCGUAUGUUCUGCCGUUACUCUGACAACAACCGUCACCCCCUAUACGUGCUGGGUCCCGUCAAGCAGGAGGACGAGUGGGACCGCCCACGCAUCAUCCGUUACCAUGACAUCCUCUCCAACAGCGAGAUCGAGAAGGUCAAAGAGCUGGCCAAACCCAGGCUAAGGCGCGCCACCGUGCAUGACCCCCAAACAGGGAAACUCACCACGGCCCAUUACAGAGUCUCCAAGAGUGCGUGGCUAACCGCCUAUGAGGAUCCAGUAGUGGACAAGAUAAACCAGCGCAUUGAGGAUAUCACCGGCCUGAAUGUCAAGACAGCAGAGGAGCUGCAGGUGGCAAAUUACGGCGUGGGUGGGCAAUACGAGCCCCACUUUGACUUUGGGCGGAAAGAUGAACCAGAUGCGUUUAAAGAGCUGGGCACCGGGAACCGCAUCGCCACCUGGUUAAUUUACAUGAGUGACGUGCCAUCAGGGGGCGCCACUGUCUUUACAGACGUGGGAGCUGCAGUGUGGCCCAAAAAGGGAAGUGCCGUGUUCUGGUAUAACCUGUUUGCCAGCGGGGAGGGUGACUACAGCACGCGGCACGCAGCCUGCCCCGUCCUAGUGGGUAACAAGUGGGUGUCUAACAAGUGGAUUCACGAGCGAGGCCAAGAGUUCAGAAGACGUUGCACUCUGGACGAGUCUGACUGAUCAAACGGAAUAAAACACCUUUUUCCUAAUCCUCGUCUUCCUCUUCCAAUCCCUCCUCCUGGACCCACCUGACUCUCGGCUCUGUGCACACUGGGGGUGAAGUGCCCUCUGACCUCCCCACCCCCUUCCUUCUCUCCAAACUCAAGAGUUCACUCAGUGGUUCUCUGAGGCUCUGGCUGCUCAUGUGAUCUGUCACAUUUUAUUUUUUAUCUGGUGUGUGUGUGUGCGGUUCACCAGUCCCAGUCUGUGCCUUCUGUUGAUGGGUUUUGCACACUCAGACUGCACAGCUGUCUUAAAACCUGGGGAACUUUUAUUUAACUCUCACCCUUUAACAUGGACUUUUAUGUUGAUACUAUCGACAAAAUACUCAAUUAACUAGUUCAGCGUUUCCCAACUCUGGUCCUUGAAUACCCCAACAGUACACAUUUGUAUUGUAGCCCCCAGACAAGCACACCUGAUUCAACUUGUCAACUCAUCAUCAAGCCUUUGAUAAGUUGAAUGAGAUGUGUUUGUCCAGAACUCCAACGAAAUGGUGUACUGUUCGGAGGACUGGAGGACCGGAGUUGGGAAAACACUGAACUAGAGCAAUCAACACAACUGCUUCUCCCUUUGCAACUUCCUACAACAUGACAUAUUUUCAUGUGCACUUCUCGUUUCCUUACCAUCACUCCAAUCCUCUCCUCGCCCACUGUGACCCAGCACACAGAGGGACGUGACCAGUCAUAAAGGCACUGUCAUACUCUCCCACGAUGUCCCCCCUUCUCCUCCUCUCCCUCUCUAUCAACAGGUCAGAAUCAGAUGACCCCCACAUAUCAAGCCUCCUGGGAUUUAAGACACUUGACCCAUCUUGGUCUGACCCGCAGGGCAUACACAGGGCUAGACUGGGGGGUUACUAUCGGACUAAGGGAAGGUCUCUGAACAGUGCUUAUGACAAGUGAUUAUCACUGAUUCACUGUGAUAUAUUGACAGAGAAGCUGUGCCAGUCCCCUCCCUCCCUCUUUUCCUUCUCUCUCUCCCUUACACCCCUCUUCUCCACCAAGGCCAUGCAUGCCUCGGGGCUAUUUCAGCCCUGAGGUCAUUCACUCCACGACAAACACUACUGCAUCUGCUGCACAAAUAAACACGGACUUUUAAAGCCAAAGGUACACAAUGUCUUUUAGUUUUUCUGCCUCUCCCCCCGCUCUGUCUCUCUCAACGCGCUCUGUUCCUCCUGUGUCUCCCACUCCUCUCUCUGCCUUGGUGAAAUACAGUAAACUAAAGCUCGUACCUGAUCAACUGAUGAUUCAAUCAUCAACUGAUGAUUCAUUGGGUUUGAUGAUAAUAGGAUUUCAUCCCUAAAAUGACUGAAUGAAAUAUGACGCUAAGAAUCGAUAAGAAAUAUUUCUUCCGUAUCACUCCAAACCUGGUUCCUCCACUCCACAGUUUAAGCCUAUGCUGACCCUGGGAAUAACGAUAGCUCAUGAGAGGCAGUUGCUGAUUUUGUUCAGAGGGUCCCUGGUUCGAGCCCGGGUUGGGGGGCAAGGAGAGGGACAGAAGCAACACGGUUACAUGUAUAUCCUCCCAGAUGCAGGCCUUCUUUUUAUUUUGAAUUGUAAUGAUGAUGGGAUGUGUGGGGAUAUGUGUUGUACAUGUGAGAUUAAUGUUUUCUACAGAAAUAAAUAUUACGUUAAGUAAAGAAUUCA